This is a messenger RNA of Pipistrellus nathusii (Nathusius's pipistrelle), 363 nucleotides long. The record is from the annotation of a GenBank genome assembly. Lineage: Eukaryota; Metazoa; Chordata; Mammalia; Chiroptera; Vespertilionidae.
AUGAAGUACCAGCUGGGUGGUGGUGGUGGUUUUUCAUCACCCCCAUGGGUGGCAGGGACCAAUGAACAGAAUGCAAGUCCUGCAGAGUUCACCUCUGUGAAUUUAAAGGAAGAAUUCCUCAAGAGGCGGGCGGGGAAAGCUGCGCACAUGCCCAGUCAUUCCCACAGAGGACCUGUCUCCUGGUUCCACGGCGCCUUUGGGAUUUGCGGUGAAAUUGCCCUCCCCAAACUGCAUGUGGCCCCAGAGGUUGCUCACUUAUCACUAGUUCUUUUAAGAUGUUUUCAAAUAUGGACCAUGGUAAUUUGCUGCUGCAGUAUUGAAACUGUGAAGACUUGUCAUUUGAAGAAAAAUAAAUCGCUGUAG